CUCUCUUCUUUCUUCUCUAUCCACCUUUCUUUGAGUGUGUUUGUUUCUUGAACAAGAUUUGAGUAUUACUAUAUUCUUGUUCUAGCUUUUCUUCGCCAAUUCCUUUAAUUUGGUCUCUUUUAAUAAAGCACAAAAAUCCCAAAUCAACUUGCUUGUUUUUCCAAACCCUAUCAGCUUUUCUCAAGGAAAUAAGAGAAUAAUUUUGGUUUUGAGAAAAUGCCUAUAGAAGGAGGAGUUUUCAUUCAACAUUCUUCAAACCCAAUUCCUGAUCUUUCUCUUCACAUUAGUCCUCCUAACACUACUACUAUUACUACUUCUUCUUCAAUCAAUGAAAUUAGAGAUACAAGCUUCAAUCUUUCAAGCUCUUUGAAUACUGAGCUCUCUCUAGCACACCCAUCUAAAGCCAUGGAGAGUACUGAAAUAAGCCGAAUUAGAAAGAGCAAUUUCAGUGCAAGGAGUGGAUAUCAGCACAUAAACCGUGGAGUUCCACUACUUGAUGUAUCAUCAUCCUCAUCCGACGUCGACGGCGGUUCGAGGCCGAUAAAAGGGAUUCCAGUGUAUCAUAACCGUCCAUUCCCCUUCUCUUCUUCUCCUUUAGACAACAAGAAGAUGAUGGGUUACUACCAAAUCCCUCCUCCUGUUAUUCAUAGCCGAUUAUCGCAGACAACAACAAGGCUGAAUGGGUUUUCAUCAGAUGCUUUGAAGACACACAACAACUUGCAGUAUGCAUGUUGUGAUGAUGGUAUGAUUAGAUCAAGAUUUCUUCCAAAGUUACCAACGAAGAGGAGCAUGAGGGCACCGAGGAUGCGGUGGACUAGCACCCUUCAUGCUAGAUUUGUUCAUGCUGUUGAGCUUCUUGGAGGCCAUGAAAGGGCAACUCCAAAGGCAGUUAUGGAGCUGAUGGAUGUCAAAGAUCUCACAUUAUCUCAUGUCAAGAGUCAUUUACAGAUGUAUCGAACUGUUAAAACCACUGACAGACCUAGUGUUUCCUCAGGUGGACAAUCAGAUGGAUCAGGAGAGGAAGAUAUAAACUCAAUAGGCAAUAAUAUUAAUGCAAGACAAAGAAUAAUAUUCGCAGAUGAAAGAGGAACAUCAUUAGAUGUAUCAUUGCAACAACAAAUGGACUAUUCUUCAACUACUACCACUUCACUCUGGAGUAACUCCUCAAGAGAGGCCUGGCAACAAAGAAACUCCAUUAAUAUUGACAUGGAUGGGCACACAAAAGGAUCAUUCCAGCAACAACGAAGAUUUGGACAACAAACUGAUCAGGACUGUGAUUCAAUUCAGGUGAAAGGAUAUCUAGAGUCAAAUUUGUACUGCAAGAACCCCCGUUUGGAGUUCACAUUAGGCAGACCAGAUAUUGGGAAGGAUAUUCAUUUCUUGCGAUAA
Messenger RNA from Tripterygium wilfordii, 1389 nucleotides. Its product is annotated as transcription repressor KAN1-like. Gene Ontology annotation, biological process: abaxial cell fate specification; regulation of DNA-templated transcription. The record is from RefSeq and is a predicted model, not a curated record. Bases 217 to 1389 code for a protein of 390 amino acids. Gene Ontology annotation, molecular function: transcription cis-regulatory region binding. Gene Ontology annotation, cellular component: nucleus. The transcript has 6 exons. Lineage: Eukaryota; Viridiplantae; Streptophyta; Magnoliopsida; Celastrales; Celastraceae.